Molecule: messenger RNA, 1998 nt
Organism: Thamnophis sirtalis
Lineage: Eukaryota; Metazoa; Chordata; Lepidosauria; Squamata; Natricidae
Source: RefSeq, a predicted model, not a curated record
AGGAUCUCUGGGGAUACAGCUCUGGAGAAGGAUAUCCAUGGAUCUGUGUGUGAACAGAUUCAGAAGAACUUUGCCCGCAGUCAAUGGAAGCGAGCAAUCAAUGCCACGUCCUUUUUACGCCAUAUCACCAAGAUGGGACCAGGUGCAGAGGGUGAAGAAAUUGGAGAGGCAACAUCUGGAGGACAGCGUGGAAAAUGGUGACACCCCUCCCAGAGGUACUUCGAGAGCCACUCUUUUGCAUGAGCUACCCUCCUGCAUGCGGCUUCACAGCCACAACGCUGCGUCAGCACCCUCCCCCAAGUGUGGGGUAUCCUUUCAUUUUGUGCUCUCCCCCCCCAUCUGGGGAUAUCUCUGCCCCGAGGGGCUCAGGAGUUCAAUCAAACCAAGAGCAUCACCGUCCAGCCUGCUUCGAGCCGGCUCAAAUGCAACCUGCCUGGGGCCAGAGGCCAUCCCAUUGAAGCCGGUGGAACCUUUGCAAUCUUGCCGCGUAACUCACUUCACGUCCAUCCAUGUCAGCCGUCGAGGCCAGCAACCUACUGGGGAAUCAGUGGAGAAGGCGGUGGCGGGGGAAAUAAAACGCUCCGCCGUUGUUUGCCAGCUGUUGGGGGGGGGUAAUUUCAAAAUUGAUUUGAGAAGCUAUUUCUCCUCCUGUCCUCGUGAGUCCUAGAAGGAUAGCUUUCCCACGGAGGGGGAAAGCUGGUGUCGCGGAAGGAAGACAGGGAAACACGACAACUCUUGUUAUUGGAAGAGAAGGGACUUCUCCAGUAGGGAAUUGGGAGCUGCCAGAGCAAAGUUGAAGGCUUGUCGUGAGAUAGCUUGAAUUGGAGCUACCUUAGCUCCAGUUGAAUCAGGAUCAAAAUGAAAUUCGAUGGGUGUUUGGGGAGCCUUAGAAGGAUAUGCCUGGAUAUUGCCAGACUCCCCAAAGGAUAUGACUUCCUUCUGAUCUUAGAGCAAUAUGUGAGUGAGAUUUUGGAUGGAUGAUAUCACUGCUGAAGAUAACGCAAUGUUUUAAAAACGAGCUGCUUGUUUAAGAAGUGCCAGCGUGAUGGGUCAAGGCGGUGAUCUGAUGCUUCUCCUUGGCCUAGGAAGCAACUGCCCGAUCUGAGGAUUGACUCGUAGGUAAUACAAAAAAAGCUUGUUCCACCUGCUGUUGAAUCUUCACAUCUGGGUUUGGUUGGGUUUCUUUUUUUUAGUUUAGAUUGUGAUUGCUAGGCUGGGUAAGACAAGACCUUGUCAGGAUUUGAUGGAAACAAAUGCCACCAGGGAGCCAGAGAGGGUUCCUGUCAGAAGAAGACAUGGACCUCUGGAGGAGUUUGAUGCUCCAAGCUAAUUAAAAUUAGAACUACUUACUGUAGUAUCCCUUCUUUCCUGUAAUAGAAGUGAACCACCAUCUGUAGGAUGGCUUUAGCAUCUAGGCUGCUUCCAUCCAUGAAUCUUUCUUUCCAUUAUAUCAUUGCUUUUCAGGUUUUGUAAUUUGUGGGAAUAUGAAUCCACGUGGUGUGUUUCCAUUUAGUGAUUCAUUGCAAAAAUCCCAUCUACGUUAGCAAGCAGAUUACGACAGGAUCUUCUCAAACUUCUACAGGCCAUCCCACCAAGCCUUUAUUCCCUCAGACACCCCCACCCCCCCGGUUGUUCUGAAAAUACAGGUGCUGGUGUUUUGCACACCUGCGCACUGUUUUCUUUAUUUGUGCCAGAAUCUCAAAAUACUAUCAGGUUUUCCGUAAAAACUGCCUAGUGUAAUGUUGGCGUUUUGACAUUCUGCAACAAUAAAAGGGUUAACCUGCAACAUUAAGGGAUCCAUUAAGGUUUCUUAACUAUAUAAAUAAAAUGUGCUUUAGAUAGCCGGGAUCCUGAUAUCCCCAGCCAGAAGGUUCGGGCGCAUCUUUUCCUUCUUCUACGUAAAUAUUCCAAAGGAGCAAAUGGUAAACAUUUUAAAAAGUGCAGACACAUUGGCUAUCCGCUUACAUACAGUACAUAUGUAGGAAAAUAUAUUUUUUU